Molecule: messenger RNA, 2063 nt
Organism: Panicum virgatum (switchgrass)
Lineage: Eukaryota; Viridiplantae; Streptophyta; Magnoliopsida; Poales; Poaceae
Exons: 7
Coding region: 170-1903 (577 amino acids)
Molecular function (GO): mRNA binding; metal ion binding
Source: RefSeq, a predicted model, not a curated record
CCACAAAAAGGCCACUUCACCGCGUACGUGGGGGCGAGCUCAGGAAGCAACCCGCGAUUCCCCCCUCCUCUUCUUCUUCUGCCCGUGAAGUUCCGAUCGAGCCGGAUCCGCGAGGCAGGCACCACCCGAUCGCCGCGUUUCGGGAGGGAGCUUCCGGGGGAGGCCGCGGAUGAUGGAGCCGUACACCACCGGCGGCUUGGGAGGGUCGAUGCUGAGGCGGAGGCCGCCGCAGGGCUCGUUUGGAUCAUCCAACCCAGACAACUACGACCGGCGCGAGCGCCAACGCCUGGGGCUCCCAUGGUCGCCUCCUGGCUGGGACGCCGCCUGGGAGCGCGCCCGGGACCGGGACGCUGCCACAGCGGCCCGGGGAGCCAGGCUGCCGGAGCGGCCCGGGGAGCCGGACUGCGCCUACUACGUCAACUUCGGCUUAUGCCGCCUCGGGGAGCGCUGCAAGCUCAACCACCCGCGCGAUCGCGCGUCCUUGCUGGUUGGCGACCUUGUCGUGGACGGGGGAGGCCGCGCCUCGGCGUGGAUAUGGAAGCGUGGAGCGGCCAAGCUGCCGGAGCGGCCGCUCCGGCCGGGGGAGCCGGACUGCGACUACUAUCUCAAGUUUGGCACCUGCCGCCUCGGGGAGCACUGCAACUUCAACCACCCGCUUGAUCGCAUAUACGCUGAAGAUCCUCUGCAACACCCUGCAGGCUCCGGAAGCAGCAGUUCACUACCAGAGUCUGUGGCACCAUCUAGGCUCAUCGCUCAGGAAGAUCCUUCAUUGUCUCUGCAACACCGUGCUGACUCUGGAAGCAGCAAUUCACAGCAAGAGGCUGUGCUACAUGUUGACGAUGCAGGGCUUUCACCAUCUAGGCCCGCAUAUGAUGAGGACGAGGCGGCAGAGCCCUUACUACUUCUUGAGCACCCUGCUGACUCUGGAAGCAACAAUCAAGAGCAAGAGGAUGCGGUAGAUGUUGGUGCAGGCAUUUCAUUGCAGCCAGAGCCUUCACUACCGCUGCAGCACCCUGCUGACUCUGGAAUCAUCAAUCCGGAGCUCGAGGUUGCGGUAGAUGUUUGUGCAGAUGUUUCAUUGGAGGCACAUCCAUUCCUACCGCUGCAGUAUCCUGCUGACCGUGGAAGAAAUGAUUCAUUGCCAGAGGUUGCAGUAGCCGUUGAUGCAGAGCUUUCAGCGUCUACGUCCACCGCUCAGCAUGUCGAGGACGACGUCCACGGCACUCCAGACGAUCAGAUCAAGGAGCAGCAGAACCGUUGCACCAAGUACUCAAAGAAGGUCCUCAUGUUCGCCAUCAUCACGUUUAUUGAUUACGCAGUUUCCAUAUCAUCCACCAGAUAUACGGUCCUCACCAAGGCCUCCAUGGCAGCCUUGUUUGUGGCCAUCUGCUCUGACCUCUUCUCGUUGAAGAUGAAGCCAAAGUGGUGCACCUUGGUCUAUGUCUCGUGCUUCCAUCUGGUGCUGAUGACAACUCUCAUUUUCGUCUCGCUGAACAAGGACUACGCCUACGCCGUUCUCAUCGUGCCGCUAAUGAUCGGCGCGCCCCUCCUCCAGCGCAAGCUAUGGCCUCAAGAGCGUCAACAAAGCACCAGCGAUGACAGAGCUGAUGAAAAACUCGACGACAUGUUCAACCUAGCAGCUCUAAUCCUCAACGGGGGCAGCCUUACCAUCGCUCUCAUUUCUAUUGUCAGGCGCUUCAUUUCAGGUCCGGGGAAUUACAGAACAGGCUGCGCCGCAGGGUUCUUGUUAUUCUUCACCGUCGUUGUUGGGCUAUACCUGAUGAUGGUUACAACUGUGAGACAUGCAGCGCUCACUCUCCAUGCCAAGUACCUCCACAACCUGUUCAUUGUCCUGGUCGUCGGUACCCUUAUCACUACCUUGGGCCCUAUUUGGUUCCACUAGAGAUUCCUCCAAGCUGGUGAUUCUUAAUAGCUAGAUUAUUCUUAAUAUAUAGCUAGAUUAUGAUCUGGUCUACAUAUUUGAAGUAGUUGAGGUAAAAGCUGAUGUGUUUGGAUUAUUUACAGUUAUUUUUUGCCAAUUAUUAUUUGACUAUUUGGGUGCC